Messenger RNA from Trichoderma atroviride IMI 206040, 3321 nucleotides. The record is from RefSeq and is a predicted model, not a curated record. NCBI's taxonomy places the organism in Eukaryota, Fungi, Ascomycota, Sordariomycetes, Hypocreales, Hypocreaceae.
AUGAAGCAGAGAUUCUCGUCAUUGGAUGUCAAGGUCAUUGCGCACGAGCUCCAGGCGAGCCUCGUGACUCUGCGACUCGCAAACGUCUACGACCUGUCCUCCAAGAUUCUGCUCCUCAAGUUCGCCAAGCCAGAUAAUAAGCAGCAACUGCUGAUAGAAAAUGGAUUCCGCUGCCACUUGACCGACUUUGCCCGAACGACUGCCGCCGCUCCAUCUGCCUUUGUGGCUCGGCUUCGCAAAUAUCUCAAGACCCGACGACUGACGGCAGUAACACAAGUGGGAACCGACAGAAUCCUAGAAUUCCAGUUUAGCGAUGGCCAAUAUCGAAUGUUCUUGGAGUUCUUUGCGAGCGGAAACAUUAUUCUUACCGAUGCGGAUCUAAAAAUCCUGGCCAUUUCUCGCAAUGUUGGCGAGGGAGAGGGGCAAGAAGCGCAGCAAGUUGGACUGCAAUAUUCUCUCGAGAAUAGACAGAACUAUGGCGGUAUUCCCGCCUUGACAAAAGAAAGGAUAAGGGAUGCUCUCAAGACUGCUGCAGAGAAGGCCGAAGCAAACGAGGGGGCCAAUACUUUCUCUGGAAAGAAAGCCAAAGGUAAAUCCGGUGGCGAUUUGCGAAAGGCCUUGGCAGUCUCCAUCACAGAGCUGCCCCCUACUUUGGUCGAGAAUAUCCUACAAGCGAAUAGCUUUGACGUCACCGCUAAACUGGCUGAUGUGAUUGAUAAUGAGUCAUUGCUGGAUGCACUGGUCAGAUAUCUAUCUGAGGCUCGUGAUAUCGUCGAGAACAUCACCGCAUCUGCCACCUGCACGGGCUACAUCUUCGCCAAGAAAAAGGCGACAUCUUCUAGUGGAUUAGUCGAGGGAAAUGCAUCUCAAAAGCGCGAAGGGCUACUUUACGACGAUUUCCAUCCUUUCAUUCCGCAUAAAUUCAAGAAGGACUCGUCAUUUGAGAUACUGGAAUUCGAAGGCUAUAACAGAACAGUCGACGAAUUUUUCUCAUCCUUGGAAGGCCAAAAGUUAGAAUCUCGACUUACCGGAAGGGAAGAAGCUGCCAAGAAGAAACUUGAAGAUGCUAGGCAUGAACAGGGCAAGAGGAUCCAAGGUCUACAAGAUGCUCAGGCGAUGAAUCUCCGCAAAGCAGCUGCUAUUGAAGCAAAUGUGGAGCGCGUGCAAGAGGCCAUGGACGCAGUGAAUGGCCUUAUUGCACAGGGCAUGGACUGGAUAGACAUUGGGAAGCUUAUUGAGCGAGAGAAGAAGCGACAGAAUCCCGUUGCCGAAACCAUCAAUCUUCCUCUCAAACUGUCUGAAAACACGAUUACUCUCCUUCUCGCAGAGGAAGAGUUUGACGAGGAUGAGGACGAGGCACAAGAGGCCAAUCCAUACGAGACUGAUGAGAGCGACUCGGAAGAAGGGCUGAGUGAAGCUAAUGCAACGAAAGAUACGAAACCAGCGAAGCUUCUCACAGUUGACAUUGUCCUCAAUGUUAGCCCCUGGAGCAAUGCCAGAGAGUAUUAUGAGCAGCGAAGAUCAGCUGCUAUCAAAGAAGAGAAGACCCAGCAGCAGGCAACCAAGGCCUUGAAAAGUACGGAGCACAAGAUUGCUGAAGAUCUGAAAAAAGGUCUGAAGCAGGAAAAAGCCCUUCUUCAGCCCAUUCGGAAGCAGUUGUGGUUUGAAAAGUUUCUUUGGUUCAUCUCCUCUGAUGGGUAUUUAGUCCUUGGGGGCAAAGACCCUCAGCAGAGCGAAAUACUCUACAGGAGAUAUCUGAGGAAAGGUGACAUUUACUGCCAUGCUGAUAUACGUGGCGCGGCAAAUAUUGUGAUUAAAAACAACCCAAACACGCCAGAUGCCCCUAUUCCUCCUGCGACUCUUUCCCAAGCAGGGUCGCUGUCAGUCUGCUCUUCCGAGGCUUGGGAUUCCAAGGCGGGCAUGGGUGCUUGGUGGGUCAACACAGACCAAGUAUCCAAAUCAGCUUCGACAGGAGAAAUCAUGCCUGCUGGAAACUUCAUUAUUGAGGGAAAGAAGAAUUAUCUGCCCCCCACUCAGCUCCUGCUCGGUUUAGGAUUUGCAUUCAGAAUUAGUGAGCAGAGCAAAGGCUCGCAUUUGAAGCACCGAGUACAAGACGAAAGCUCAUCAAUAUCGGCAGGCGGUGCAACCGCUGAUGACGAUGAGCCGCAAAAUACAGAAGUGGUUGAUGAAUCAGAUAUCUCAGACGACGAGUUUUCCGAAAACCCAUCUAGCCAUGAGAAACGAGCAAAUCCUCUUCAAGGCUCUGGAAAUGAAGAUGAGGCCAUAGAUGACACGGCUGACAAGCUCUCAACAGUGGAUAUCAGGGAUCGGCCUGCAAACGCCGAGGCUGAUCCUUCAUCAGUGGAUGCCGAGCAUGCUAGCGAAGGAGACGAGGUAGCGCCUUCUGAACCUGCCACGGAAGUGUCCGAGGCGCCUAGCAGAAUCUCCUCACAUUCAACAAAAACCUCAGAGGCAACCAAGAAAGGAAGCCAAAAACGUGGACAAAAAGCAAAGGCGAAAAAGAUUGCUCAGAAAUACAAAGAUCAGGAUGAGGAGGAUCGCAUUACAGCGGAAGCCUUGAUAGGAGCCACGGUGGGACGACAGCGGGCCGAAGCAGAGGCGGCCGCGAAAGCCCAGCGGCAGGCUGAAAUGGAAGCCAUGAAGGAGCGCCGACGUGCCCAGCAUGAGCGGAAGCAAAAAGAGGUCGCAGAACAAGAAGAAAUCCGCCGCGCCAUGAUGAAUGAAGGCCUCGACUUGCUGGAGCCUGAUGAGGCUGAGAAGGCGACCAAUUUGGACACGUUGGUUGGCACGCCGCUGGCGGGAGAUGAAAUCAUCGAAGUCAUUCCCGUCUGUGCGCCGUGGAACGCCCUAGUUCGGUUCAAGUACAAGGUCAAGAUGCAACCGGGCUCUGUGAAGAAGGGCAAGGCGGUCAAGGAAGUGCUGGAGCGUCUCAAGACCGACUCUGCUAGGAAAGGCGUCAUUGACGAGGCGGCACGAGACAAGGAGAAGAUGUGGCCGAGGGAGAUUGAGCUCAUCAAGGCCCUUAAGCCGGAGGAGAUUGUCAACACCAUACCGGUCAGCAAGGUGAGAGUCAUGUUGGCUGGCGCGAGUGGAGGGGAGAAGGGGUCUUCUGGUGGUGGCAAGGGCAAAGGUGGAGGUAAAAGCCAAGGAAAGGGAGGAAGAGGAGGCAAGGGCUCAAAGAAAUAGCCUGUGUAUAUCUCGAAUAGAGGCAUGGAUUUGACAACCGUAUAGAUUUGUACCAAUAUAAAACAAGCAUAUAUAUGUUUUGGAUACUUGGGUAAUAGAUUUAUUGCAUCCUCC